Molecule: messenger RNA, 2199 nt
Organism: Condylura cristata (star-nosed mole)
Lineage: Eukaryota; Metazoa; Chordata; Mammalia; Eulipotyphla; Talpidae
Gene: CERCAM
Product: cerebral endothelial cell adhesion molecule
Exons: 13
Coding region: 169-1722 (517 amino acids)
Source: RefSeq, a predicted model, not a curated record
GCGGGUGUCGCCGAGCCCCCGCUGCCCACCGCGGUCCUGGCCAUCCUGGCCCGAAAUGCCGAGCACUCACUGCCCCACUACCUGGGUGCCCUGGAGCGGCUGGACUACCCCCGGGCCAGGCUGGCCCUCUGGUGUGCCACGGACCACAAUGUGGACAACACAACAGAGAUGCUGCAGGAGUGGCUGGCCGCCGUGGGCCAGGACUACGCAGCCGUGGUCUGGAGGCCCGAUGGGGAGCCCAGGCCCUACCCUGAUGAAGAUGGUCCCAAGCACUGGACCAAAGAAAGGCACCAGUUUCUGAUGGAGUUGAAGCAGGAAGCCCUGACCUUUGCCAGGGCCUGGGGUGCUGACUAUAUCCUGUUUGCAGAUACAGACAACAUUCUGACGAACAACCAGACGCUGCGGCUCCUGAUCGAGCAGGGCCUGCCCGUGGUGGCCCCCAUGCUGGACUCCCAGACCUACUACUCCAACUUCUGGUGCGGGAUCACCCCCCAGGGCUACUACCGCCGCACAUCCGAGUACUUCCCCACCAAGAACCGCCAGCGCCGGGGCUGCUUCCGGGUCCCCAUGGUCCACUCCACCUUCCUGGUGUCCCUGCGGGCCGAGGGGGCAGCUCAGCUCGCCUUCUACCCCCCUCACCCCAACUACACAUGGCCCUUCGACGACAUCAUCGUCUUCGCAUACGCCUGUCAGGCUGCAGGCGUCUCGGUACAUGUGUGCAAUGAGCGGCGCUACGGGUACAUGAACGUGCCUGUGAAAUCCCACCAGGGCCUGGAGGACGAGCAGGUCAACUUCAUCCACCUGAUUCUGGAGUCGCUAGUCGAUGGGCCCCCUAUGUGGGCUUCGGCUCAUGUGUCCCGGCCCCCAAAGAAGCUCAGCAAGAUGGGGUUUGAUGAGGUCUUUGUCAUCAGCCUGGCCCGCCGGCCUGACCGCCGAGAUCGCAUGCUGAGCUCUCUCUGGGAGAUGGAGAUCUCUGGGCGGGUGGUGGACGCCGUGGAUGGCCGGACACUCAACGGCAGUGUCCUGAGGCGCCGCGGUGUGGACCUGCUCCCGGGCUACCAGGACCCCUACUCGGGCCGCACGCUGACCAAGGGUGAGGUGGGCUGCUUCCUGAGCCACUACUCCGUCUGGGAGGAGGUGGUCGCCCAGGGCCUGGCCCGGGUCGCUGUGUUUGAAGACGAUGUGCGCUUUGAGAGCAACUUCCGGCGGCGGCUGGAGCAGCUGAUGGAGGAGGUGGAGGACCAGAAGCUUCCAUGGGACCUGAUCUACCUCGGCCGGAAGCAGGUGAACCCUGAGGAGGAGGUGGCUGUGGAGGGGCUGCCACGCCUGGUGGUGGCCGGGUACUCCUACUGGACACUGGCCUACGUCCUGAGCCUGGCGGGUGCCCGCAAGCUGCUGGCCUCUCAGCCCUUGCGCCGGAUGCUGCCUGUGGACGAGUUCCUGCCCAUCAUGUUUGACCAGCACCCCAAUGAGCAGUACAAGGCCCACUUCUGGCCUCGGGACCUGCGGGCCUUCUCGGCCCGGCCCCUGCUCGCUGCCCCCACCCACUAUGCUGGAGACGCCGAGUGGCUCAGCGACACAGAGACAUCCUCUCCCUGGGACGACGACAGCGGCCGCCUGGUCAGCUGGAGCGGCUCUCACAAGACCCUGCGUGACCCUCGCCUGGACCUGGCCGGCAGCAGCGGGCACAGCCUCCGCCCUCACCCCCGGGACGAGCUGUAGGCCGAGUUGUUGGCUCUAGAGGGAUGCCCACAAACAGGCUUCCACUGCCGGAGCAGAGCUGGAGAAUGUGGCCAGAAGCUGCCCCAGGAGCCUCAGACCCCGUGGUGACCUGGCUGCCACCUCAGGCGCGACCACUAUGCCCUUUGUACCUGGGAUACCUCGGGGGGGGGAAAGGUCAGAGCUGCCCGUUCCCCCAAGGAGAAGGAUUCACAGGCCCUCUUACCCCACACGGCCUGACUCGGGGCCUGGGUGGAGGUGGGGGGAGGCUCCCAGCUUUCCUGGCCACACAGCAGGGCGCCGCCGCUGGGGCCCCUCCGCCCCUCCGCCUCAGCCUCUCCUGGACUUGGUGCUUGGAUCUCCCCUGCCUGGGCCCCUCUCCUUGGGCCAGUGGGACGUGCAGGGAGGCGACAGGCCGCCUCUGGACCUGUGCUCCGCUCACAGCGUGCCUCAAUAAAAGCUGCCAGGAUUUGCACUUUA